GCCUCCUUCUCCCAACGAAGGUAACCCCAAAAAUCACAGCCAAAAUCACUGAACUAUGAGCGGAGAGCUAAACAGAGACUACGAGAUCUGCGAGGAGAUCGGCCGCGGUCGGUUCGGCGUGGUCCACCGCUGCACGUCGCGCUCCACCGGCGAGGCCUACGCCGUCAAGUCCGUGGACCGGUCCAGCCUCGCGGACGGCCUCGACCGCGAGCUCGCGGAGCUCGAGCCCAAGCUGGCCCAGCUCGCCGGCCAGGGCAACCCGGGCGUCGUCCAGGUGCACGCGGUCUACGAGGACGAGGCGUGGACCCACGUGGUCAUGGACCUCUGCUCCGGCCCGGACCUGCUGGACUGGGUCGGCCUCCGCCGCGGCGCGCCCGUGCCGGAGCCCGUGGCGGCGGACAUCGUCGCGCAGGUCGCCCAGGCGCUCGCGCUCUGCCACCGCCGCGGGGUCGCCCACCGCGACGUCAAGCCCGACAACAUCCUCCUCGACGUCGCCGAGGACGGCGAGGGCGAGGGCUCGCCGCGCGCGCGGCUCGCGGACUUCGGGUCGGCCGCGUGGGUCGGCGGCGCCGAGGGCGGGCGCGCGGAGGGGCUCGUCGGGACGCCGCACUACGUGGCGCCCGAGGUGGUGAGCGGCGGGGAAUACGGCGAGAAGGCGGACGUGUGGAGCGCUGGCGUGGUGAUGUACGUGCUGCUCUCCGGUGGCGCGCUCCCUUUCGGCGGCGAGACGGCCAAGGAGGUGCUCUCGGCCGUGAUGCGGGGCAGCGUCAGGUUCCCCCCGAGGCUGUUCAGCGGUGUUUCUCCGGCGGCCAAGGAUCUCAUGAGGCGGAUGAUCUGCCGCGACGAGUGGAGGCGCUUCUCCGCCGAGCAAGUCCUCCGUCACCCUUGGAUCCUGAGCGGCGGCGGAUCCCGAGCGAUGGAGCAGCCAACCUGAACGGCCACCGACGGUUCAGAGUCAUAGAUUCAGAACAGAGGCAGAGAUGAGACCAUGCACGCCGUGGAAGAUCUCCCAGUUCGUCUUUAGGGAUACGUCGAGACAUACCGAUCGACGAUGUCAAUACGGUUUUGUACAAACGCCGCUGCGCGGAUCGUAUCGUUCGCGCUACGGCGGCAGACUAGUGAGUAGUAGUAAUCGAAGAAGCAUCAGCAGCUGUGUAGCAGCACUUCCUGAACUUCUUCUGUUUUUCCCCCUGGUUUAGGCUGCUCCUCAGCUUUUUCUAGAGAGUGCCUUUUCUGCUUCUCCUUCUUGUGUGCUGCUGCAUGAUGAUGCGGCAGGUUGUAUAUUCUAGCGUAAAUCUUGUUGUACAAAUGGAGUUGGAAUAAGAAUAGAUCGGCCUUAGCUUACGCUUUCCUCUUAA
Brachypodium distachyon (stiff brome) is the source of this 1358-nucleotide messenger RNA. RefSeq names its product phosphoenolpyruvate carboxylase kinase 2. The record is from RefSeq and is a predicted model, not a curated record. Lineage: Eukaryota; Viridiplantae; Streptophyta; Magnoliopsida; Poales; Poaceae. The transcript has 2 exons. Bases 56 to 934 code for a protein of 292 amino acids. Gene Ontology annotation, cellular component: cytoplasm; nucleus. Gene Ontology annotation, molecular function: calcium/calmodulin-dependent protein kinase activity; ATP binding; calmodulin binding. Gene Ontology annotation, biological process: peptidyl-serine phosphorylation; intracellular signal transduction; protein autophosphorylation.